Molecule: messenger RNA, 1322 nt
Organism: Closterium sp. NIES-67
Lineage: Eukaryota; Viridiplantae; Streptophyta; Zygnematophyceae; Desmidiales; Closteriaceae
Source: the annotation of a GenBank genome assembly
UCACAACCAUCCACUCCACCAGCCAUGGCUGCGAUUGCUCCCUCUUCUGCGCACCUGGCUCUCCGCGCUUCCUGCGCGCGGGCCGCUGAUGGAUCCUCCGCCACCUACGAAUCCUCCGCAACCUCCCGCGCGAAACCUGCUCCGCGACCGCUAGCGCUGCCCCAGCGAGCUGCGACGGAGCCGUCCGCGCAACCCGCAUCCGCCUCAGCAGAACCGACCGUCUCUCGCCGCGCGUCUCUCGCGAUUCUCGCCUGCCUUUCCGCCACUACCGUCGUGGGAGCGCCGAGAGGAGCAGAAUGGGGGACUUGGGGGACUUCCGACAGCUCCCGUGCCGUCCCGGACUGGUUCCUCCCCCCCUCCGCGAUCGCUGCGGAGGAUUCCGCCUCGUCGUCGUCGCAGGCGACGUCGCAGCAGCGCAUCGUGCGACUGCGCGACGUGGACGACAGCGAGCUUCAGGCGGCGCUGCGAGCGGCGGUCGCGGGCGACUUAGAGACGGCGGAGGAGAUGUUCAGCCGGCUGAUCGCACGGCUCCCGGAAAGCGCAUCCAUGUGGUCCAAUAGGGGGUCCGUUAGAAUGUCCCUGGGGCGGUACGAGGAAGCGGCAGAGGACUUUGCGCGCGCGAUUGAGCUGGCGCCGACCGCGCCCGUGCCGCUCUUGAACCGAGGGAUCGCGCUGGGGGCAUUGGGGCGGUACCGGGAGGCGCUCAAGGACUGCCAAGCGGCUGUGAAUGUGGACCCGCAGGAGCCAGCGGCGUGGUUCAACCUGGGCAUGGUGGAGAGCCGCCUCACCCACUACGCCGCGUCCCUGGACGCUCUGAAGAAAGCCGCGCUGCUCGCACCGGGCAUAGCUGGUUACCGCAUGGCCACGGCAGUGGUGCUCGUGCAGGUGGGGUCCACAAACCAGGCGGAGCAGAUCCUGAAGGCGCUCGUGCGCAAGUACCCCAACUACGCUGAGGCACAUGCAGCGCUGGCAGCGGUGUCGUGGCAGAAGGGCGAGACGGCCGAGGCGGAGGAGCAGUUCUCCCGAGGCUCCGCGCUGCAGCCACAGCUCAAGAACCUGGAAUGGGUGAGCGACAACUAUGACUGGACACCACGUCUUACCGAGUCCUAUCGCCGGUUCCUAGCUGUUGAUUGAUGAAUGAUAAGAUUCUGUUCUAGUCCUUCCCAAUUUUGUAUCGUACUACGGAACCCAAAUUGUGUUCAGUGUGCCCAAUUGAAGCGUCCUCCCUCCCUAGGGUUGGGCAAAUUUCUCUGUUGGUCGUUCAUGUGACGGACCGAUACGAACAAUGCGGAAACUCUACGAGUACACAAAACUGGCGGAGU